Molecule: messenger RNA, 555 nt
Organism: Peronospora farinosa
Lineage: Eukaryota; Oomycota; Peronosporomycetes; Peronosporales; Peronosporaceae
Source: the annotation of a GenBank genome assembly
AUGCGUCUCUAUUGCACCGUGCUGCUUGUUGCAGCGGUCGCCAUUGUCAACACCAACGCUUUAGUUGAUGACGAUGGCGAAGAACGGGCACCUAAGCUAUUAAACUUCUUUAAAGGGAGUUCAUCAACGACGUUCGAUGACACACACAAAUCAAUUUUGGAUCACUUAAGUAAACACGAAAGUUUGUCUUCACUUCUCCAAAAUCACGAAAGCCUUCAAGAGUUGAAACGUUUGACAAAUACGUACAAUGCUAAAGCUGAAGAUUCCAAGACCAUGUAUUUUUUCAUUCGAUCACAUUUUAAAGACGAAAAUUUGAUAAACGAUAUUAUUCAGAUGGGACAAGAUGGGGCAAUGGCUCGAGAUUAUUUAACUGGUGAGUGGCUCCGCGCAACGAAUCCCCCUCCAUUGUCUGAAAUUAAAAAGCUGUCCAAGACCUGGGGUGCUAAGUACGAAGAUGAAAUCAAUGAAGAGCUUGCAUCCAUUGUUACCUCGAAUAUGGAUUAUUACAAGAAAGGGCCGAAAAUUAAAAUUUUGCAAGACGCACUUGAGAGCUAG